Fusarium coffeatum is the source of this 1425-nucleotide messenger RNA. RefSeq lists its product as uncharacterized. NCBI's taxonomy places the organism in Eukaryota, Fungi, Ascomycota, Sordariomycetes, Hypocreales, Nectriaceae. The record is from RefSeq and is a predicted model, not a curated record. The transcript has 3 exons. The coding region runs from base 1 to 1425 and encodes 474 amino acids.
AUGAUUGCCUACAAGGAAUUUCUCCAUCCUCUUUCUACUCAUUCAGUGCUGCUCGUAUCAUUGUUCACGGCAGCGUCUGCUUGUUUGGUCCUUCUAGCUCACACUCUCAUCUCCAAACGCAAGACCAUCAAACGCUACCCAUCAUCACCACCUCCCGAACCUGUAAAGAAAGCAGCACCAGCAGAUUAUACAACCGUAUACCCUCCCUCUCAACGCCAAGCUCUUCCCGCAGGCUUCUCUCCCGAAGAUGUAGACCUCUCCGCAGCACCCAGACCUCUGUUAAGACUCGACGAGGACUAUCGUCGUGCCAAUCCUAUCACAUAUAACUUCACCGGAUUUAGUGUAGAUGAGAUUCGACGUCUGGGCGAUUUUCCAGAUUAUGCGACAUUGUCGGGCGUUCCUUUGCCGGAGCCGUUGAGAAAUUUUAAUGUUGAUGCAGCGAUGCCGAGACCGUAUCGGCCGUUUCGUUGGGCUUAUCAUCAGACUAUGUCAUUGAAGAAGUUGGACCCUGACUUUUGGUUGGAGAUUGAGAGUACAUACCGCUCUCGUAUCGCCCAACGUCAAGACCUCUACGCAAAGCACGGCAGCGACGUUCUGCAAGCUCUUCCAGGUUCUGAACUUGCGUGUAAAGAGCUUAUGGAGAUGGUCAUCCAAUUCAUUUGCGCACGAUACCCUCAAGUUUUUGAACUUCAUGGAAGAGUCUUUGUGAAUCACAUUUUGGGUGUUAAACAGGACCUUGAUCAUAUUGAACCACUGCUGUUCCUUCUCAAUCAUGUCCCAGAGGACUUUGCGCUUACCCUACGAGACCCCUCUACUGGACGCUAUUGCUUCAGGGCUGGUGUGAUUUGUUCGUCGGUGGGAUGGAAGUUGAGUGAGAAGAUUGGACUUGGACUGCCGGAGAUACAUGCCCCUGUGCCUGAUUACAAGGAGAAGAUGGAGUUUAGCAUGGACCGCUUCUUCACCAAAAUGCCAACAAACGCCCCCAUCCAACGCGGCUCCUGGGGUCUAGAAAUGCACCAACCACUCUUCAUCCCCUCCGAAGACCCCGAAUUCCAAACCCGUCUCCAUCAAUCCCCAACCCUCGCCGAACGCGACGUCCAUCUACGCGUAGACUGGCAAACCCUCCGUCGCCUUCCGCUCUCAGGCGCAAUCGUGUUCAACUUUAAAGCGCUCUUCACACCUAUGUCAGAGUUUAGAGAUGAGCCGUAUAUUCCUGCGCUUGUACUCAAGGUGCUAGAGGAGGGUAAGGAGAAUAUUAUGCGGUAUAAGGGGACGUGGCAUGUUGAGCAUGUUGCGAAACCGGCGCUUAGGAGAUGGGCGAGGGAGCAGGUUGAGAGGGGACUUGUGGAGGAAGAUUGGAAGGUUGGGACGCUGGAUGAGAAUCCUUUCUUUCCUGGGUGGGAGAGGAAGUGGAAGAUGAGUUGA